Mycotypha africana is the source of this 1656-nucleotide messenger RNA. RefSeq names its product kinase-like domain-containing protein. Gene Ontology annotation, biological process: peptidyl-serine phosphorylation; signal transduction. Gene Ontology annotation, cellular component: cytoplasm; nucleus. NCBI's taxonomy places the organism in Eukaryota, Fungi, Mucoromycota, Mucoromycetes, Mucorales, Mycotyphaceae. The transcript is spliced from 3 exons. The record is from RefSeq and is a predicted model, not a curated record. Gene Ontology annotation, molecular function: ATP binding; protein serine/threonine kinase activity. Bases 1 to 1656 code for a protein of 551 amino acids.
AUGCGUCACCCACAACUAAGACAUGAAAGUAUCAUUUAUGAUGUGUUGGCGGGAGGACCCGGUAUCCCUCAAUGCCAUUGGCAUGGUCAUCAUGAUAAUUUUGAUUGCAUUAUUAUUGAUUUACUAGGGCCAAACCUAAAUCAACUAAAAGAAGUAGUUCAUGAAUUUCCCCUGGAAGUCGUGGUUGAUUUUGGAUGCCAAAUGAUCUCUAUUGUGGAACACAUCCAUAAAAGAGGGCUCAUCUAUAGAGACAUCAAGCCAGACAAUUUCUUGUUUUCAUCCAAAUGUUAUUUACCCGAGCCGGAAAUGGUUGAAAUGCCUGAUGAUCAUGGUAUGCCACAUAUCAAAUACGUCUAUCCAAAAUGCCAGGAGGUAUUUGCAAAGUGGGGAGAACUGAAACCCAAAUUACACAUCGUUGACUUUGGUUUAACGACAUGGUGGCGCGACCCUGAUACGGAUAAGCCUUAUCCAGAGGCGAAAAAGACGAUUAAGAAUAAGACAGGCACAGCAAGAUAUGCGUCUUUAAAUGUACAUCGAGGCAAAACGCAUUCACGCAGGGAUGAUAUUGAAAGUAUAGGUUAUUUGUUGUUGGAUUUGAUGUUUGGUACAUUGCCAUGGACUGGUAUCCAGGCACGUAACUCGCGCAUGGGUUGGGAUAGAAUGCGUCAAAUCAAGCAGGAUACUUUUCUGGAUGAUUUAUGUGCUGGUUUACCGCAAGGAUUUUUGAAAUUCAUAGAGUACUCGCGACGAUUAAAAUUUGCAGAAGAGCCAAAUUACGACUUGUUGAGACGCUUUUUAUCAGGGUCCAUUCAUGAUGGCAAAUAUGCAGAGGUUGUAAAAUCUCCCUUUGGAGGCCAUACAGAACGUAAAUGGGUACAGGACAUCGAAAAGGAGACGUUUCCUGUCACUCGAGCAGAAAUGGGACGACCCAAUUCAAAAGUGAACCCUUUGGGCAAACAUUAUUACGAACUUGCACCCUUCCAAAACAUAACCUCUGCACCAGCAGCUCAGGAACAAGUACCGCGUCAAAGAAGAGCAUCUCAUCAACCCUUUUCCAGACCGAAGCACCAAUUUGCUCAACAGCAGCAGCAGAAUAAUGAUGAUGCAGAUGUAUUUGCUAUGGACGACCUAACGAACAAUUUACCCGACGACGUUGGCUCCAAAAUUUCUCAAAGAACGUCUCAGUUCAAUAGAGGAACUUACAACAAUAACAAUACCAAUAAUAAUAGCAACAACAAUAACAACAACAAUGGCUAUAGACUCAAUAAACGCCCAAGUCGUGAUUUCGGGAAAUCCAUUGGCGUCAACAUCAACAGCAAAAAUAACAAUAUGAAUAAUAACAAUAAUAAUAUUAACCAUACUGCAACUGAUGAGACAUUGGUAGGACCCUCCUCUUUCCAAAAAUUGCUUGCCAGAAAUAGAAAGCGCCACAGACGAAUUGGAUGGAAUUCGCAUAAGCAUGAUGAAGUACCUUGGCAGCCAGCAACAGACUGGGAACGACCUGAUAAUCCCGAUAUCAACAUCACCUACGCUUCAUGGGGUGAAGAUGACCCAAACGCAGGAUGGGGCGAAGACACGAGUAAAAAUGCUAGAGAUGCAUGGGGAAAAGAAGAGGAAGGAACAUGGGCCGCUACAGUGACGAAGCCAUGGGAGUAA